This is a messenger RNA of Paecilomyces variotii, 992 nucleotides long. Its product is annotated as RTA1 like protein-domain-containing protein. The coding region runs from base 1 to 852 and encodes 283 amino acids. Gene Ontology annotation, cellular component: membrane. Lineage: Eukaryota; Fungi; Ascomycota; Eurotiomycetes; Eurotiales; Thermoascaceae. The record is from RefSeq and is a predicted model, not a curated record. The transcript is spliced from 3 exons.
AUGGCAGGUAGCGAUUAUGGAAGUUGGAAAGCCUAUCAGUACAAUCCGUCCAUAGCGGCGGCCGUGAUUUUUGUCAUCCUCUUCCUCUCUGCGACGCUGCUUCAUACGUUUUAUUUAUUCCGGACUCGUACCUGGUUCUUCAUACCGUUUGUCAUCGGUGGUUACUUCGAGAGUAUCGGAUAUAUCGGUAGAGCCAUUUCCUCACAGCAGUCUCCAAACUGGACUCUCGGUCCGUACGUAACACAGAGUACGCUCUUGCUGAUCGCACCGGCUCUUUUCUCCGCGAGUAUAUACAUGGAAUUGGGGCGGAUAAUAGUCCUAGUCGGGGGAGAGAGGCACUCCUUGAUACGUGUGAGUUGGCUCACAAAGAUCUUCGUGUCGGGUGAUGUAUUAUCAUUCCUGAUGCAGGCGUCAGGUGCCGGAAUUUUAGUUCAAGGAAACCAAGGCACAGGGAAUGGAGUCAUUCUGGGCGGUCUCUUUGUGCAAAUAAUCUUCUUCUGCUUUUUUGUCUGCAGUGCCUUGACGUUCCAACGUCGCCUAUCGAAGACACCAACAGAACAGUCGGAAGCGGGAUACAUCCCAUGGCGCAAGCAUAUGAAUGCGCUAUACGCGGCAAGCGUAUUAAUUCUAAUCCGAUCCGUAUUUCGUGUUGCCGAAUACGCAGAAGGCAACGACGGUGCUCUCUUGCGAACGGAGGUUUACUUAUACGUCUUUGACGCCGUUCUCAUGUUCCUGGUGAUGCUAACUUUCGCAGUCAUCCACCCGAGCGAGAUUAAUUGUCUCCUGGGCAGGGGGAGAGUUAUGAUUGCCAAGGGAGGGUUUUCGAUCACGGAGGCGACGGUGUUUGUUUAGAUUUUUGGCGUGUUGUUCAUAAGUUGUAUCGGUAGACCUGAAGAGGAAACCUUCCUUGUUUAUCCCCGUCUUCGCUAUGUAUCGCCAAGAUAUUCCCGUCCUGGUUCCUCAGACCGAAAGCUGGACAGUUUGUAACAUAG